Ictalurus punctatus (channel catfish) is the source of this 1915-nucleotide messenger RNA. It is a transcript of the gene plaat1, whose product is annotated as phospholipase A and acyltransferase 1. Gene Ontology annotation, molecular function: A2-type glycerophospholipase activity; glycerophospholipid phospholipase A1 activity. Lineage: Eukaryota; Metazoa; Chordata; Actinopteri; Siluriformes; Ictaluridae. The transcript is spliced from 7 exons. The record is from RefSeq and is a predicted model, not a curated record. Gene Ontology annotation, biological process: N-acylphosphatidylethanolamine metabolic process. Gene Ontology annotation, cellular component: cytoplasm. The coding region runs from base 672 to 1205 and encodes 177 amino acids.
GGGGCCAACGGUGUGAUGAUGUCAAAGUAGAUGUCGAUGUCUUGCUGUAGGGGCAGUCAUAUGCAAACGUAUUUUCCCGAUUGAGUUCCGGUUUCUCCAAAGCCCCUCCUUCCGAAAAGCCCAGAGCGCUCUGAUUGGCCAGCUGACCCACUGCGUUGUGAUUGGCCAAAAACCUCAAGCGUGUGUCGGAAAUGUAACGCCCCUUACCAUAACGGUGAGCUUCAGAGGCUUCCGGGGCUUCUAAAGUUAAUAACGUUGUCAGUUUUACCAUAUCAGUUCGAUGCGGUACCGAGUCCGAUUCUGAAAACGCGGCUGAUCGAACAGAUCGAUCGGAACCGACUUUGCGAACACGACUUGAGCAGAACGUUUCACAGUGGUCUUUCACUACACGUGCCUUUUCGAAAGUCCUCUGUCCAAUCCGGACUGCAUCUCCAACCAUUGACCUGUGUGAUGCAGCAGAGGGCUCUGAGCGGGAUUUUUUCUCCCAGCAUAAUGAAAGCACUGACCUGAGAAUGACACUGGCAUGUUAGCGUACCAGCCAACAGAGUGAGAUCAGCCUACAGAGCGCUUAGUCCUGACUGCGUGGGCCAAGUCUGACUCCAAUGGAUGUGUAAUAGAGACUUGGACAAGGAUGAUUCCUGCUGUUAAAAUAUGUACAGUUUUGCUGUGGGAUGACGGAUAAUCAGCCAAACACAAACCAUACUAUGGCUACUAGUGACCCAGACACUUACAGCGAACCCCAGCCUGGUGACCUUAUCGAGAUCUUCCGACCGGCGUAUCAGCACUGGGCCCUGUAUCUGGGAGACGGAUACAUCAUCAACCUAACGCCAGUCGAUGAGAGCCAAGCGGCCGCCAUGUCCAGCGUGAAGUCAGUGUUCACGCGGAAGGCUGUAGUGCGGAUGCAGCUCCUGAAGGACGUUGUGGGUGGAGAUACGUUCCGUGUCAACAAUAAAUAUGACAGCAGUCACACGCCUUUGCCUGUGUCUGAGAUCAUUGAGCGAGCGCAGCUACUGAUUGGUCAAGAGGUGUCAUAUGACCUGUUGGGCAGCAACUGCGAGCACUUUGUCACCCUGCUGCGAUAUGGCGAGGGCGUAUCUGAGCAGGCAACCCGUGCUAUCGGGGCGAUAAGUUUCGUGACAGCAGCAGCGAGUGCUAUCUCUAUGCUUGGCCUCAUCAACACUCGCGACAGGAACAGACCUUUCUGACAUGAAUUCAAACUUUUAAUUAUAAGCACACUGAAAAUGAGUCAAAUCGCAUUUGUUAUACUCCAAAUGUGUGUGUACGCUUGCAUUCAGAACUACUUAGUUUGUGAUAAUAAUUUAGGCUUUGUUAUUUGACACAGUGUGAGGACUGUUUUAGCUAUUCAAUGUGUAACAAAGUAUAUAUUACAGCAUGAUAGCAAAUUAUAAGUAUAGUAAAGCUAAAAUUGUCUAUCCUCUUCAUUCUGAAAUGUCUGGACGACGAUUCUGCCUGAAGCGUCCAUUUUCGAAUGCACGGUGACGUAAUGUGAGUUGUAGUGUACAGGUUUUCGAAGUUGUUUACAGCUUUAAAAAGUUCAAAGCUACUUUUUGAUACUACUUUUUUAAAGUUAUUACAUACAUACUGAGAUAUAACAGCAUUGUUAUAUUAGUAGGGUUACGAGAGGUGUUGCUGGAGAUGACUGAAUGACUGACUGAAUGAAUAAAAACACAUUUCUCACGCCUAUAAUGUCGGACCUCAUUUCCCACAAUGCAUUGCUUCGAGGUUUCCGGACGCCAUUUUAAUCCCAGGGAAACCCCGUAGCGUCUGGAAGCGUUCUACUGCAGUAUCCCUCCGCAGCUUGCUAUAGUUCAUAAACCCGUGUGUUGUACAUUAAACUUUUGCAUUGUGAGCGUUGUAUUUCCCCUAAUAGCGCAUUAAAACUGUGUUCAUAAAA